Molecule: messenger RNA, 1445 nt
Organism: Hippoglossus stenolepis (Pacific halibut)
Lineage: Eukaryota; Metazoa; Chordata; Actinopteri; Pleuronectiformes; Pleuronectidae
Gene: gtf2h3
Product: general transcription factor IIH, polypeptide 3
Exons: 14
Coding region: 78-980 (300 amino acids)
Biological process (GO): regulation of DNA-templated transcription; nucleotide-excision repair
Cellular component (GO): transcription factor TFIIH core complex; transcription factor TFIIH holo complex
Source: RefSeq, a predicted model, not a curated record
AAAGAAGAAGCAGAAGAAGACAAUAGCGGAAGUAUACUAGAGAGUUUCUGCAGUUCCAGACUUAACAUCCUGCUGGGAUGGCUUCAGAGGAUGAAGCCAGUCUGCUGGUCAUCGUCGUGGACGUGAAUCCGAUAUGGUGGGGCCAGCAAGCUCAACGAGAGCCGCAGUUCACCUUGUCCAAGUGUUUGGACGCAGUCAUGGUGAUGGGGAACUCACACUUGGCCAUGACCAGGACAAACAAGCUGGCUGUCAUCGCAAGCCACUGUCAAGACAGUCACUUCCUGUAUCCCUGUAAGAGCUGGAGAGGCGAGGACAACUGUGGGGAAGAGGCACCCUCCAGUGGGGAUGGAAAAUAUGAACUGCUUGCAGUUGCCAACAACCUCAUUGCUGAAGAGAUCAAGAAUGUUAUGUCAAAAACUGAAGUGCAGGGGAAUUCAACGGACACCAUGUUGGCUGGAUCUCUUGCCAAAGCUCUCUGCUAUAUUCACAGGGUGUCCAAGGAGCUGGAAGCUGUGCAGGAUAUCAAAUCAAGAAUACUGGUGAUAAAAGCCGCUGAGGACUGUGCCCUCCAGUACAUGAACUUCAUGAAUGUGAUUUUUGCUGCACAAAAGCAGAACAUCUUGAUCGAUGCCUGUGUAUUGGACUCAGACUCAGGUCUCCUUCAGCAGGCUUGUGAUAUAACAGGAGGAUUGUACCUCAGGAUACCACAGAAAGUUGCCAUGGCACAGUAUCUUUUAUGGGUGUUCCUCCCUGACUCGGAGCAGCGUUCCCAGCUGGUCCUGCCCCCGCGCGCUCACGUGGACUACAGAGCUGCGUGUUUCUGUCAUCGCAAUCUCAUCGAGAUUGGUUAUGUGUGCUCCGUUUGUCUGUCAAUAUUCUGCAACUUCAGCCCCAUCUGUACAACCUGCGAGACUGCCUUCAAAAUUCAACUUCCACAGAUGGUCAAGCCCAAAAAGAAGAAACUCAAGAUGCUGUCAUGAUUUUUGCUGGGAUUUCCCUGAGUUCAUUUCUGUUUUUAUACUCAGAUUGUACUAUUUGGUUUGGCAUAGAUUUGUAACAAGCUUCAAUGAGGCCCUAGAAAUGUCUUUGAAGCAGCACAAACAUAUAGAACAUGUUAACUUGACCCCCAUUGACUGUUAGUACACAUACAGGAAAGCCAAUACUUGAUCAUUGCAGUCUUAUCCCACGAGAAUCAAGUUCAACCUAACAGAUAUUUCAACUCUGUUUACAUUAUGAAUAUUUAACACAUAAAACUAUCAGUCACACAUUUGAAUCUAAAACAUUUGUUCUGCUUUUUGUGAUUGUUAUUUAUAAUGACGGCUAUAAAAUGCACAAACUGUUCACUCAGUCUACAAGAUUACUGAGUUAAUGCUUUGGAAAAAAGUGACAUUGUGCAUUUUUGUGAUGUUAGUUUUCUUUUUAAAUAAAACAAGUGUAUUCUUCCA